AUGAUUGGACUGGUGCAUUUUAGUGGCAAGAGCCUGGACGCUGUGGAUCUGCUGCCGUCGAACGAGGGACGCCAGUCGCUGGUGCAGCAGCUGAUGAAGGGGUACGGCCUGCUCAACCACGCUAAAGUGCGGCUUUUGGCGCCAAAACCGGCGUCCGUGGACGACCUCGCGAGAUUCCACGACCGCGACUACGCCGUCGAGCUGCUAAAGCCGAGAAACUGGAAACAGCACGAAAGCGAGCUGUCGCGGCUGCAGCAGACGAUCCUCAGGCGGCGAGCGACGCGAGAACGCCCCGACGAUCGGCGCUUGCUCGACCAGCCUCCCUGCGGCUCGUACGGCCUGGCGUUCGACUGCCCGAUAUUCCCCCACAUGGACGAGUAUUGCUCGGGAGUUGCGGGUGGGUCAGUCCAAGCAGCAGAGUUUCUUAUGCAAAACCCCACAGUCGCAAUUAAUUGGGCCGGCGGACGACAUCACGCACACAAAUCACAUGCCGCCGGGUACUGCUACGUCAACGACGCGGUGCUUGCUAUUUUGAGACUGCGUCGCAAGUACUCGCGUAUCAUGUACAUCGACUUCGACCUCCACCACGGCGACGGCGUGGCCAAUGCGUUCAAACUGAGCAACAAUGUGCUCACGGUGUCGGUGCACCGCGCAGAUGCCGGGUUUUUUCCCGGGACCGGUUUGAAGCCUGUGGACGGUCGCGGCAGGGGACAGGGGUACGAGAUAAAUAUACCCACCAAAAGAGGAUUAUGCGACGCGUCACUUGAAUGGAUCGUCUCGCAUAUCGUUGUGCCCAAGAUUGAGGGGUACAGACCACAGUGUCUUGUGAUCCAGUGCGGAGCGGACGGGUUGUGCACAGACUCGGAGUUCAGAGAAUGGAAUCUGACGGCUUCCCGAUACGGGCAAAUGGUGUGUGGGCUGGUACGGGGCGCCGGGAUACCCACAUUGCUUCUCGGCGGUGGGGGCUACAACUCGCUUGAGACUUGCAAGCUGUGGUGCUACAUCACCGGAUUAAUUCUAGACCAAGAUUGCCAAGGCUGGGCACAGCUGCCGGACGAUCUGGACGACGAGCUGGUGGACUUUCGGGAGCUGGAGUUCUGGACACACGACAGGCCGCGUAAUAUGGCAGAGCAGAACACGCACGAGUACCUAUUGUAUCUCCAAGGUGCAAUUCUCGGUUGCUAA
This is a messenger RNA of Ogataea angusta, 1185 nucleotides long. RefSeq lists its product as uncharacterized. The record is from RefSeq and is a predicted model, not a curated record. Lineage: Eukaryota; Fungi; Ascomycota; Pichiomycetes; Pichiales; Pichiaceae. The transcript has a single exon. The coding region runs from base 1 to 1185 and encodes 394 amino acids.